This is a messenger RNA of Lodderomyces beijingensis, 2850 nucleotides long. The record is from the annotation of a GenBank genome assembly. NCBI's taxonomy places the organism in Eukaryota, Fungi, Ascomycota, Pichiomycetes, Serinales, Debaryomycetaceae.
AUGACCAAUGAGGGCCUGGAAGAGGUCCACAUUCUUCAGUGUCGAAGAGAAGACCAUUAUCAGGAUGAAAUCCCCGGCGAAGAAGAGCUGCCGUGUCGGCCACAGCAAUCUUUGACGCAACUACUAUCCGGUGACCAGCUGCGGAAACGGCAGCGACGAAAGAGUGGCGACACGAGGAAGAGAGCCAGGGUACGAGAGGGUGAGAACCUUGAUGGUACUUUAAUGGAGGGAGAUGAGACCAUCGACUCCACGGCAACGUUGGUGGAAGAAUAUAACCAACCGAGCUUUUUUGAUUCAUCAGCUAGUGAUACUGGAAAAACACUUGCAGACGCAGAACAAGUGACUCUACUGAGUAGGGGAAGAAAUGGCGUUCUUCGACUGCAACUCGCAAACGACGAGGCCGCAAGCAAAACCCAAAUCGAGGGCAUUCCAGAAACAGAACUGCUUACGUAUCCACGGUUCUUUGACUCUGAAGAUAUUCGAGACUUGGAGGAUAAAGUUUACAAUCAACUUGAGUCUACCUCAAUCAAGGAUUUUUUAAUCAGGAGAAAGUUUGACGGGAUGGUCAAGCUCGCGUUGCCGGCAGAUAAACUUCGAAAUAUCCUAGCAAAUCGUCCCGUGGUCGACCCCCUGGUCGAAGCAGAUGCUGUGAAGAGAGCGACAUCCGCUGAAACAGCAGUAACAACCGACGCGGAAGCUUGUGACUCGGCGCUUAAAUCAAACUCAGAGUACACCAAAACAUUAGAAGAAAUGGUUUAUUCCAAUUUAAAGUCUACUUGCCUCAAAGAUUUGCUUUCGCGAAAACGACGGUUUGAUGGAGUUGUCACUUUGAAGUUGGACUCUGAAAAAUUGAAACGUUUGCAAAAUGAGGAUUUGAGGAAGCAAACUUGUGCCAAUGGAACGAGGCUGAUUGAUAGUGAGAUAGAUCCAGUCUUGAAAAACGAGAUGGCGACAAAGAAACUCAACUUGGGGGCAGACAACAAUGGAAGCUUGGUAACUACCAGCGAUCCCAAAGACUCACUCAACAUAGGACUUAUCCCCCCGCGGUGGGGAGAAUCUCAAGAAAGUGAGCUUUUAAAGAACUACAAGUCCGCUUCGAUUGGCGAGAUUCUAGCAAGACGCAGUUUCAAUGGGAAAAUAAUCACUCUGAAGUCGAACAAGGACCACUUGAUGAAACUAGAGUCCCAGCUGCAGAAGCCGUUGGAAGCCAAACGCAGUGGCCCUAAACCAGCAUUGAACUCGCUUUUUUCAAGUAUGAUGCGAGCGAGCCGCAUGUCGCAUCAAAGUUCGAGCCAUUCGCACAAGGAGUUUAGGCUUCCUCAACUAUCGCGGUCGGAAUUUUUGGUGUUGGACCAGUCUCUGGAAAACCAGCUGUUUUCCGUUCCGAGGAGGAAAACAUAUGUCUCCCUCGAUGAAUUUCGUGGUGAGGUUCCCACAACUAUUGAUGAGAGAAAUGAACCGCCAAAAAAAAUUUACACUUAUGAACCUGCCGCAAUAGACUCUCCUAGGGAGCACGCCUUGCAGCGGCUUCCCAAUUUGCACAAGAAUGGACCUUUGCGAGCCAUCCUUAAUAUGAUAGAGUUGCAGAACUAUAAACAAGGCAUGUGGGUGGACAUGUUUCAACCUCGGUCAAUGGACGAACUACUUCUCCAUAAGAGGGCAAUUCAACAGCUUCGGCACUGGUUUGCGGAUAUUUUUAUGAGAGUGGCAAAUAGUAGCGUUCCCCGCAAGCAAAAAUCAAACAAGAAACGAGACAACUUUGUUGUGUUUGAUGAUGACGAUUUGGAAUCGGUUGAACAUGUGCUGCCCGUUCUAGUGCUACAGGGCAAGUCUGGAUACGGAAAGUCUACUGCCAUCCAUACUGCCAUGAGAGAAAGGCAAGGAUAUGUUCACGAGAUACACUGCGGAGACCAGCGGGGAAGAAAAGAUGUCUUUAACAGCUUGAAACAGUUUUGCACUUCGCAUGACGUGACCAAGUACGAAGAAGGGUUGGUCUUGUUUGACGACGUCGACAUUAUCUUUGACGAAGAUCAAGGCUUUUGGAAAAUGGUCGAGGACAUCUGCAGCAUUACAAAGAGACCAAUUGUCUUGACUUGUGAGGAUCUUGCCACCGUUCCCGAUUGCAUUUUGGAUUGUGCUGAAGUUAUCGAAUUGGACGAGUAUGCCAUAUCUAAGAAACUUGUAAAGGAUUAUGUCUGGUUGUGCUGUCUUGUGAAUGGGUUUGACUUGGAUCUGGCGAUUAUUGAUGAAAUUAUAGGAGAGUCGCAAGACAUAAGAAAGUGUUUGAUGCAGUCGCAGAUCAUUUGCAGCAUACCCGGGAAAAACACUGUAACUGCAGUCAAAAAACCGGCCCGAGAUGAGCAAGUACCGGUCAACGAAAAUGUCCUGAUUUAUGAAGAAACCAAGUUGAUCGAUCAGAGAUCGUGCAAUGACUUGACCAGUGCCCUGCUACACCUUAACCUACACGAUGAAGAAGAAGACGCGAUUGAGCAGUCUGCGAGAGCACAGAAGCUCGACAAGUGGCGUGACGACAGUGUUGAAUUCUUUGGGUCUCGAUCGAUUUUCGCAUACUUUCGAAACACGAGGGCGAAUAACCCGAGUCCUCCCAGUUGUGGAGUACCCCAAGAUUCCUGUCUAGUGUCUACCGCAACUGACCCAUUUGUGUUGGAAGUUUUGCCAUUUGGCAGGGUGUGGCAAGUGUUCCAAACGGAGAUUGACCAGUUUGAAAAGAAAGCCACGGAGGAAGGUAAGCUGAGUCUCAAGCAAUUUUUGCGGUAUAGAGACUUUCAGUACGCUUCCAACCUUGACGAGUCGUUGCGUGUCGAUUAUGACCAACAUCCUUUUCUAUAA